AUGCAGAGCGGAUUCGACCAGGAAGAAUUGUUACGGAAGCUCGAUGCCGUGGACAGCGAUUCUAGUUCAAAUGACGGCAUCACAUCACUGCCCAGCAGGUUACCAAAUAGUUUGUUGAAUACCACCAUUGAGCAUUGGUGGAAAAAGGAUCCUUCUCAAUUGGUUGGGAUCUUACCAAAGGGGUCUAGUGCAUUGUUGGAGUCUUACUUCCCGUUGUUUGCACUCUGUAUGGCUGUGAACGUGCCGACGAAGUUUCUCAAUGUGGAUUUUAAGGAAUUAGUGUAUAACCCACAUUGGUUCAAAGGAGAGUUGGUACAAUCUGAUUACAGAUUGGUGCAUAGGAAUGCGGGUCCUCUUUUGAUUCAUAAGAGAGAGUUGACCGGUAGUGAAUAUUUGGAAAUGCAACCGGAAUUGAUCCCACGGAUGCAACUAUUGAUAGGCAUAGCCAACGAUCCAGAAUCGAUGAGAAGGUUCGUUGCAUCCGAAUUGAUCAAUAAGGGUACAGAUUUCAACGUGUCCAGAGCCCUCUCUGAGUGUGACCACCUCUCAGAAGUAUUCCCGCAAUUCAUCAAGAACUUACACAAUGAUAUGGAUUUGUGUUUGAAAGACGAUAAAUCUACUUCGAAAUUAUUCCUUUCUAAAGCACUCCACAGACCAAACGUAUUAGAGCCUUUCCAACCCACUUCUUUAUCCGUAUUAAAUUUUUCACCGGAAAACUACGCUUAUACACUUUAUGAGAUGUUCAAUCCGAUGCUCUUGCCAGAAGAUUCUGGGAGGGGAUACGAAAUAGAGAAUGCCUUUGAUUUCCUGGCUCCCGUGUUCACUAUCAUCUUCGAUGACAUGGACGAUACAACUGAAGAAGUGAACCUUUCCCACGGAGUACAGAUCCCCAUCGAGUUCUACCCCCAACUGUAUACCAAGAAUGCUUUGGAAAAAGUGGUCGUCCCUGUCCUCGAGGAGACUGAUGCCUUAAGGAAUACUAAUAAGUUGAAAGUGGACCAAAUGUCAUCCUUGCAAUCGUUUCAGGGGAAGCAGAUCAGCUCUUUCUUGAACAGUUCCAUCAAUUACUUGGAAGAAAUUCCAUUAGGAGACGAAGAUAAAUCAAAAGAGUUGGUUGACACUUUAGAAAAAAUCAAGUACCAGCUAUCGAACAAGAAACGUGAAAUGAUGGCCGAUUAUACAGAAACUCAAAGACAAAUCGAUUUGUUAUCCUUUGAAGGACCAUCUGAAAAGAUAAUCGAUCUGGCAAAACAGGUUGGUAUCAUUGAUGAGCCGUACCUACUCCGGCUAGUGGUAUUUUCGCCAAACGACUACAUAAUUGCACGUGGAAUCAGUGCUGACGAUGGUAAUACCGGCAUGGAAACUGGCAACAACAAUCUGCAGUAUAUCAGGAAUAUCAUUGAGUUUGGAUCAAGCAGCCUCACUCAAGAGGAACUCACAGCGCAGGAAACUCAAGAUAUAACAAAAUCACACACAAGACAUGCAUCCGAGACUCCAAUCCUUUUCGUUUACAUUAAAAAAGACCAUAUUGACGCACCGCAAGAUAUUCUGGCUUCCAUUUCCGAAAAUGAAACCCUAACAAAUUUCCUCAAAGAAGAGCACACUACGUACGUUAAUUAUAAACAGUCACCGUAA
Molecule: messenger RNA, 1635 nt
Organism: Kluyveromyces lactis
Lineage: Eukaryota; Fungi; Ascomycota; Saccharomycetes; Saccharomycetales; Saccharomycetaceae
Gene: RUP1
Product: Rup1p
Exons: 1
Coding region: 1-1635 (544 amino acids)
Biological process (GO): protein deubiquitination
Cellular component (GO): nucleus; cytosol
Source: RefSeq, a predicted model, not a curated record